CGCCAUUAACUUUAUUUACCGAGAAUGGCAUCAAGGAGGAAAAGAGCGCUGCCACCUUGGCUACAAGGCACAUCUGUAAAAAAGAAAACUUUAGAAGAAAAUAUCUGUUCAAAUGAAGAGGCCGUUACUAAAUCAGAUACACAAAUCGAAAGAUCUGUAGAUGCCAAAAAGACUUCAGAUAAGCAAGUUGAGAGAUCUUUUAAUGCCAAAAAGACUUCAGAAGAACAAGGAAAAGUUGAAUGGACAGCAGAAGAAGCAGUUGCCAUGUCAUAUAAAGAAUUCCUAUUUCAAGGAUGUAUAAUCUACUCAUAUGACAUUAAUGACUGCAAUAUAUUGUGUGAAGAAAUAAUCAUUAGCAUUGGCACUGAUAACAGCAAUGAUGUUUUCAUAGGAUUUGACUCAGAGUGGCCUGUGACAUAUGAGAAAGGUGCUCAAGCAAAGACCGCUCUAGUACAGCUGUGUUUAAAUACUGAAAAAUGUUACCUCUUUCAUUUGUCUUGUAUGUCAAAGUUUCCUUCAAUGUUAAAGAAGUUAAUCGAGAUGGAGAAUGUGAAGAAAGUUGGUUUGAAUGUUGAGUAUGACAUCUGGAAAUUAGGGACCGACUUUGAUAUCAAGUCCAAAGAAGUCGUACAAAAGAGUACAGUAGAGUUACGGACACUAGCCAACAAGAAACUCAGGUCAUCGGAAAACUGGAGCUUGGAGGGGCUAACAAGGAAUGUUUUACAUCGUCGAAUCAGCAAAGACCCUAGUGUGCGAAAAUGUGACUGGAGGCAAUUCCCACUCCCAGAAACCCAGCAGAGAUAUGCUGCCACCGACGCUGUUGUGUCCUUACUUCUUUACCAGCAUUUGAUAAAGAAAUAAAACAACAUUUGACAAAUGUGAAUGUACUCUUGUGUGAAUAACAUUAUAUUUAUUAAAUUAUUCAUAAAAUAUGAUAUUAGCAAUGAAUUUGCCAGACUGCAGUUAAAGCUGCACUCUCACAGAUUUACCGUUUUUACAACUACUUUAUUUUUUGUUCUGAAAAGAGCAAUUUUUUUGCGUAAAUAUCUGCAAACCAAUGACAAAAGAUUGCCGACAAAAGAUCUGAUGGCAGAUUUUUGUUUUCCGUCCGAUGGCUUAAACGGUUUAAGAAAAAUGUAUAAAACAUCAAUAUUUGUGGGAUGGGCCAAUUUAUAUGCCUUCCUGGCGUAGUGUAUGUCUAAAUGAAGUAGCCCUUAAUGAACUGUGUCUUUUUUUGUUUUGUUACAGAAACUGACAUUGUGACACCGUAAUUUGGGCAUUUAUAUAUAUUAGAUAUAUUGUGUUUUUUUCUGUUCAAAUGAAUUCUUGUUAGAAUUAAAUUGAUAUUGCUCUGUACUUAUAUUACUAUUAAAACAUUUAAGGUUUAA
This is a messenger RNA of Mya arenaria, 1388 nucleotides long. RefSeq names its product bifunctional 3'-5' exonuclease/ATP-dependent helicase WRN-like. The coding region runs from base 25 to 861 and encodes 278 amino acids. The record is from RefSeq and is a predicted model, not a curated record. The transcript has 2 exons. Gene Ontology annotation, molecular function: nucleic acid binding; 3'-5' exonuclease activity. Gene Ontology annotation, biological process: nucleobase-containing compound metabolic process. Lineage: Eukaryota; Metazoa; Mollusca; Bivalvia; Myida; Myidae.